Osmia bicornis bicornis is the source of this 3885-nucleotide messenger RNA. RefSeq names its product segmentation polarity homeobox protein engrailed-like. Gene Ontology annotation, cellular component: nucleus. Gene Ontology annotation, molecular function: DNA-binding transcription factor activity, RNA polymerase II-specific; RNA polymerase II cis-regulatory region sequence-specific DNA binding. Gene Ontology annotation, biological process: neuron differentiation; multicellular organism development; regulation of transcription by RNA polymerase II. The record is from RefSeq and is a predicted model, not a curated record. The transcript is spliced from 3 exons. NCBI's taxonomy places the organism in Eukaryota, Metazoa, Arthropoda, Insecta, Hymenoptera, Megachilidae. Bases 1001 to 2764 code for a protein of 587 amino acids.
UGGACAACCAGCCCCGGCCUGGAUCCACAGCGUCGCACAACGGUUCCGUUGAAACCCGCGUCUAGCAGCGCCGUGCAGCACUCCACCGUUCCACCGAUCGUCGUCUGGGACAUCGUGUCUUCGUCUAUCCCUUCGGUAUAUCCGCCAUUCCGACUCCUUGGCCUCGGUUUUCGCCUCGGUUUUCCUGGCCGUUGGCCGAGUUUCGUGCGCGUUCCCGUUUGCCCAUCGGAUCGACCACCGUGGCGCACAACCCGGUUUAUCCCUAGCUUCCCGUUUCUAUCGACUUAACCAGGGCAACAGCAACGCGACAAAGUGAGAGUGCGAUGGAUUAUGGACGUCUCCGGAAGAUUUCCAGCAAGUACGACGGAUCGGUGAUGCCCAGAAUCCUUCAUUCGAAGGACACGGUUCGUUAUCGGUACCACUGUCUGUUGGAGCAAUGAACCGGUGGAUCGGGGUGCAUUGAUUCUUAGUGUAUUUUCAUGUAAAAGACUGUUCAACGGGAGAAAUGGAAGAUAAACUGGAGAAUUAUCGUGGUACUCCGUUAUGAACAGGACUGAACAGUGUCCGUCGGAAAGAGACUGGGGAAAGAGUACCUAGUGCUCGAGGAGUAGAAGAAUACCGAAGACCUGUGUAAUCAUUUCGGAGUUUCUAUCGAGAGAAGUGCGUUCGAUCGGCUAAUUUAUGACACUAUGCAACUAAAAUGUCAGAGGUAUCUCGUGAACGUUUCAACGUUGGUUAACGAUCGGGCAGGUAUCCUGCUCGAAGAUGAUGCUCCCUCCAGGCAACAUUAAACGGACGGAAUCCGUCAGGUAGGUGGCUCCGAGCGAACUCAAAGUCGUCGAAUCAACGAGUAGAUUAAAAAAGGAACAACAAAUUCGAGAGUCCUUUCCUGUCGCCAUGGGAAGGUUAAAGUCGGACAAGGCCUAACUUCUUCGUGGAAGAGAUUCGACAGACCCGAGGUGAACUUCCACCAGGAAAAGAAAGAGAAGUUAAAGAAAAGAUGUCAAACACUCCACCGACGUCGUCCAUCGGUUUAGACUCGUCCGAUCUCCACGAGAUCAGACAGAAUCACCUGGCGAGCCGGUUAGAGAUCGACGAGUCCGAGAAACGGGACCAGGUGCGAGGGAAUGACGGCAACGAGCCCGACAGCGAUUGCGAAAGCGACACCAGCGAGGUGUUGAGCGUCGGUAGCGAACCGACGCCCACCAGCGUCGUUGGGAUACGUGGUUGCGGUUCGGUCAGGUACGACCAGGAAUCGGCUAGCAGUCGGUGCGACUUUCGCGACGAAGAGAACACCAGGAUAUCGGCGACACCAUCGCCUUCUAGCUCAACGAGCUGCAACGAUGCGUUUUAUCAACGUACGAGUAAUCAUAUCCCAGCACCCAGUCCACCGGCGUACAGUCAACCACCAUCCUCGCCCACGGCAUCCUCCGUCAGAUCACCGGCUUCCUCUUCGGCCACCGCCUCGUCCCCGGGUCGUCCAGAGGCUAUCCCGGACGUCAUAGUGCCCAGGUAUCAGUCCACUCAUCCUCAGCACUUGUUACCACGAUACUCGUCCAGGGAAUCCGACAUUUCCGACUACCCGACGCGAGUUCAACACGCUCUCGGUCACGAAAUCGUGUACCCGACUGUCGAGAGGUUGCACCGCACCCCUAUCAGCGUUCCCCUGGUCACGAGACUGUCCUUGUCACCACCGUCGGCCAUGACGGUGACCGGUCUGCAAGCGACCACCCCUGUCCUUCACCCAACGGCCUGCCGAGAUCCUCGGGAAACAGCCUCGUUGAUGCCUCACCCUGGUCAACACCUGCACCACGUAAACAGCCACGUUCAUCUGCACCAAACCUCCCAGGUGCAACACAUACCCGCGAAUUCGGUGCACCAACAUCGUCUCUCGGUUAAUAAGAUCCUUCAAAGGGAACCCGGUAGCCCCGCUUCACCCGGGGCGAGGGAAGAAAACGGAAGAACCAUACCGGCGGCCAAUGGCGUGCAAAACAACGGCAUCAACAACACCAAUCAUCACAACAAUCAUAAUAAUAACAAUAACAAUAACCUGCAACAUCAGGCUAGUCUGAAGUUCAGUAUAGAUAAUAUUCUGAAGGCAGACUUCGGCAGAAGGAUCACGGAUCCUAUUUCUUUGAAGAAAUCCAGACCGAAGAAGGUUGCCUCGAGACCGAUCGACCUGACGAAAGACUUUUUAGAAUCGUCCUCGGAAACGUCGGAGAAGAGCAGCUCGGAGACGACCUCGACGACUAACGCGUCGCCUGGAGCCGUGUCGAGCGGGAAUACUGCAUCGAACGCAACCGGACCACCUGUGACCGAUCCUGGCAAGCAGUUACCCUGGCCUGCCUGGGUCUACUGCACCAGGUACUCGGACCGGCCCUCCUCUGGACGAAGAUCCCACCGUGUUGCAGGUCCACGUACGAGAAGGGUGAAGAGAUCGGACAAUCGGGGCAGCAGCGGCACCCCCGAAGAGAAACGUCCGAGAACAGCGUUCAGUGGCGAACAACUGGCCAGGUUGAAGAGGGAAUUCGCGGAGAAUCGGUAUUUAACCGAACGAAGAAGACAACAGCUCUCGAGGGAUCUGGGCUUGAACGAGGCCCAGAUUAAGAUCUGGUUUCAGAACAAGAGAGCGAAAAUCAAGAAGGCAAGCGGGCAAAAGAAUCCGCUCGCUCUUCAACUGAUGGCACAGGGACUUUACAAUCAUUCGACGGUACCAUUGACGAAGGAGGAGGAGGAACAGGCGGCGGAACUUCAAGCGAAAUGAUGACAGUCAAAUGGUUAAGCUUUAAUUCAGUUAACGAAAUCAUUUAUACUUUAGGCUCUUGAAAAUUUGAAGGAGAAAUUUUCCUUUUUAAUCUGAUAAUUUAAUUUUUGAUCGAAUGAAUUUCUAAUUGAUCGAUGUUUCUCCUUCAAAGAAAUCAAGAUCAUUAUUGCAUUUUCAAAGUCUUCGUCGUUUCAUUUUCGUCGGGAUACUAUAAAAUCUUACGGAAAUUCCUAGUCACUCGUUUGUAUUUCAAUCGAAAGACUGGGACGUAUAUUUGAAUAAGUAUCUAGUGCCACCGAUUGGACGUUUAACGACGGUUUAGUCGUCACAGAGCUUCCCCGUUCUAUCCGGACGAAAUAGACUCGCGGUCGGAAGAAAGUUGUUUAAAAAGUGGAAAAAGCUCGCGGGUUAACGGAGUCAAGAAAGGCGAAUGAUAGCGAUCGUGCACGCGGUGAUCGUACCACGAUAACUAUCAUUCCUCGGUCGUCGUUUAUGAGAAAAGACUUGUUUGUUAGCACGCGCGUUCCUAACGAUGAAUAAUCUCGUAUUUAACCGAGGAUAAGAAGGAAAGAACCGUUUCGAUCGUACGUCACGAUAACAGCGUGAUAAUUCGUGUGAGUCAGGACGGAAUGGGUUUGUACAGUGCCAUUUUGUACAGUUUUCUUGCGAUCAUUUGAAUCGAAAAACACACAGUCGUUCUCUAAAGGAACCAGUAUUCAGAACAGAGAGAAAGAGAGAGAAAUUUCACCAAGAAAGUGUGAGAUGAGAGAGAGAGAAAAUGUGAGAUGAGAGAAAGAAAGGGAAAGAAUGAAAAUCUAGUUCUGUUUCUUUAAUUUAUUGUAAAAAUGUAAGAUAUCGUACAAUUGCGAUGUGCAAUAGAACCUAUACAUAUAUGUAUGAAGAGAAUAGAAAAGCUAUGUAUAGGUAUACAGAUAUAUAUAUAUAUAAAUAUAAAAGAAGAAGAUCAUCGUGUAAAUAAAGCGCAACUUUAGCGAGAACGUCGUCUCGAUAGACUGUUUAAAAGUAACUUAGUUAUUUAUUUACCUAUGCUAAUAAGGAAGGCUCGAUACAGUAUCGAGCGGUCCAUACGUUGUAAGAAUUAUUUAAAAAUCGAAAUUAAA